UAAGGGAUAAGUGCAUGCCUUAUCGAUAAGGCAGACUCCACUCCCCCGCUCUUAGUGUCCCCCUGUCCAUCCCCAAUGAGGUCUAGGCCAUCGGCAUCCCCAUCUCACGUGAUCUCAAAUUUUAGUCCCCCUCAUCACGAACGCGACAACUUUGCAUGUAUCCAGCGAUUCUAGCCACCCACUAGCAGACUACUUGCGGAGUCCACGAACACCCAACACAUCAACAAAAAUGCCACGAAUACCCCUCGCCCCACUUGCCUCCCUCACCCAAACCCGCUAUGUCAUCCACCUAACGACCGGUAAACGCCUCGUCCUCUUCCGUCUCCCCACCAUCGAGCCAUCCACCACCUCCCCGCCGCAGAAGAACGAAGCAAACGGAUGGUCCUACUACGCCAUGGAGGCGGAGUGUCCGCACGCCGGCGGGCCAAUGCAGGACUCGUCCAUCGACAUUGAGGAUUCCGCCUACGUGGUCUCCUGCCCGUGGCAUGCGUACGACUUCAACGUGGAAACGGGGGAGUCGAGCGUCGGGAUCAAGGCGUGCACGUUUGCCGUGGACGUGCGGGGCGCGGUGGAAUUUGGGGACCAGGUGAUGCUGGAGUACCCUGAGGACGGGGUGGGGCUGGUCAGGCUGGAGCCCGUCAGCGAGAAGAUGAAGCUGAAGAGGGAGCCGGGCAAGAGUGACGACGCAAUCCAACAGGGGGGCGAAGAGAUCGGGACCACAGCCGCCACUGAAACGGUCACGGACGACAACACCGCAACCGCCCCCGUUGGGCCCGCGAAGUAUCUCGACGAUAAGGCGACGGUCUGCGACUGGUGCGCGCAUAUCCUCAACACGUCGAACCCCGAGCACAAGAUCGAGCUGACAGCGCACCUGUUCGCGAUCUUCACGGAGCGCGAAGGUACGAGUACGCAGAUGGAGAUUGGUGACGGCAGCGGCGUGAACUUGCCGGCUAUCCCGCCUCGGGAUGGAUUGGUCGACAUCAAGCCCGGCCAGAUGCCCCGCGCCGGACGCGGAGGCACGCAGAAGAGCCGGAUCAUGAUGCUGCACGCGCUGGCGAAUAUCGAGCAGUGGGCCAUCGACCUGGCGGUGGAUAUCUGCGUGCGGUUUGCGGCCUUUCGGACCAAUGCGAACGAAUCGCGGGGCCUGCCGCGGGCGUUCUUCCAUGACUGGUUGAAGGUCGCAAACGAUGAGGCGAAGCAUUUCUCGCUGUUGCGGACGCGGCUCGAGGAGAUGGGCUCGUAUUUUGGGGCGAUCCCCGUACAUCAUGGGCUGUGGGAGUCCGCUACGGCAACGGCGCAUGAUCUCCGCGCGCGCAUCAGUAUCAUUGCUUUGGUGCAUGAAGCGCGUGGAUUGGAUGUGAAUCCGAUGACUAUUGAUAAGUUCCGCAAGGCUGGAGACGCGGAGAGCGUGCAGUCGCUAGAGAUUAUUCACAACGAUGAGAUUACGCAUGUGACGACGGGCCAUCGGUGGUUGACGUGGAUUUGCGGGCAGGAGCAGACGGACCCGGUACAGGUCUUCCGGGCCAAUGUGCAGCAGUAUUGGGUCGGGGCGUUGCGCGAGCCGUUCAAUACCGAGGCGCGCAUGCAGGCAGGCUUGGAUGAGCGGUACUACGGCAACUUAGUUGGAUAUGGCAGAGCUUAGGUGGUCUGUAUAGCACGAGGCUGACAGUUUUGUCCCUCAAUCUCCUUCUUACCACACGCACAGAUGGCUCGACGCCCAUGAUGGCAUAAAUCAAUCUGUCCAUACCAGAUAAAACUCCAGCAAACACGCACGCGACCGUCAACAUUGCUUGACCACGCCAGCAGGAAGAGUCCUCCGACUCACGCUGCAAGGGUCUACCAAAGCAGGAAGCGCAAUCGCGUCAGAUGUGCUCAUCCGCGCCACCAACUGCCUGCAAAGCGAAGCAACGCAGCUCAAUUAGCAUAAACCGUGUACAUACAUAGCA
Messenger RNA from Aspergillus homomorphus CBS 101889, 1946 nucleotides. RefSeq names its product Rieske [2Fe-2S] domain protein. Lineage: Eukaryota; Fungi; Ascomycota; Eurotiomycetes; Eurotiales; Aspergillaceae. The transcript has a single exon. The record is from RefSeq and is a predicted model, not a curated record. Gene Ontology annotation, molecular function: 2 iron, 2 sulfur cluster binding. Bases 230 to 1642 code for a protein of 470 amino acids.